This is a messenger RNA of Didymodactylos carnosus, 1344 nucleotides long. The record is from the annotation of a GenBank genome assembly. NCBI's taxonomy places the organism in Eukaryota, Metazoa, Rotifera, Eurotatoria, Philodinida, Philodinidae.
AUGUACAAUAUGAUUAUCGCAUUACAAUGUCCUGUAUAUCUUCAAUCUCAUACAGUUAGUACACAUAGCCUCAUAUAUAAUUGUACCAACGAAAAUUCAUUAUCAUUAUGUUCAUAUAAAUAUAAUUAUGAAGAGAAUGCUGUGUGUGUAGGACUUUAUCUUAACGUUUCCGAUCAAAUAUUGAUAAAAGCACUAACUAUCAUGAGAGAUUCUAAAUGCAAAACUCCUACAAAAUGUGUAUUACAUCGUGACGAACGAAAGGAUGACACGUUCCACUGUUGCUGUACAACAAAUAAUUGUACAUUAGACUGGGAAUUAGAAUCAAAUUUAACUGAAUCAACUCCAGUGUAUCAUACUAGUAAGCAUGAAAAAAAUUUGAAUAUAAAUCCGUUGUUAUUAAAUGCUGAACAAUCAACAACAUCAACAACAAUAAAAUCAUUAAAAAAACUUCAUUUAUUAUCGAAAAGUAACAAUAGUAUUGUUUGGAAGGCUUGGCUGAACAAUGAAUCAUAUGUAUCAUUAAAAAUUUAUUAUAAAAAAAAUCAUAUAUUAUGGAAUAAUGAGAUAAAUAUAUUUAAGACACUUGAUCAUAGUUCAGUAAUAAAAUUUUUAUGUCACGAUGAAUAUAAGAACGAAUUAACACAAGAAAUUGAAUAUCGUUUAAUAACACAAUAUCAUGAAUAUGGUUCAUUACAAGAUUAUUUAAAUUUAAACAUUCUUUCAUUACAUGAUUGUCUAGUACUACUAACAACGUUAGUUAAUGGAGUUGUUUAUUUGCAUACGGAAAGAUAUGAUGAAAAAAAUAUGUUAAUCAAGCCAAUGAUAGCUCAUCGUGAUAUUAAAAGUGCAAAUGUACUCAUUAAACAUGAUAAAACGGCUUGUUUAACAGAUUUUGGUGUAGCAUUGAAUUUAUCUCAAAAAAUAUUAUCAAGAAAUGAUUUUGUUCAAAUCGGUACAAUUCGUUAUAUGGCACCUGAGUUACUUGUUGGUGUCAUUUCACAUACUCGUGAAUCAUUAUUAAAAGUUGAUGUUUAUGCCAUUGCACUCGUGUUUUGGGAAAUUCUUUCAAGAUGUGAAGAAUAUCCUUGUAACAAUAAAAAAUAUCUUUCUCCAUUUGAUGAAUACAUAAAUGAACAAAGAAUUACAUUAGAAACUAUGUAUGAUCUUGUCAUAGGAGCGAAGAAAAGACCAAUAAUAAUCCGAACAUCUAUAAAAAAUCAGAUAUUACAUCAAAUAUUCGACGUAAUCGAAGAAGCAUGGGAUCAAGAACCUGACACUCGUUUAACUGCACACUCGCUCGCCGUUAAAUUUCAACUAUUUUUAUCUCAAGUUUCCUCGUUGUAA